Lontra canadensis (Northern American river otter) is the source of this 1722-nucleotide messenger RNA. It is a transcript of the gene POLD2, whose product is annotated as DNA polymerase delta 2, accessory subunit. Lineage: Eukaryota; Metazoa; Chordata; Mammalia; Carnivora; Mustelidae. Gene Ontology annotation, biological process: DNA strand elongation involved in DNA replication; DNA replication. Gene Ontology annotation, cellular component: delta DNA polymerase complex. The transcript has 10 exons. The record is from RefSeq and is a predicted model, not a curated record. Gene Ontology annotation, molecular function: DNA binding. Bases 94 to 1614 code for a protein of 506 amino acids.
GUGACAAGGUGACCAGCUGGCGUCCAGCCUGGGCUGUUCUGAGCCACGUCUGGGCUGGCGUCCUCCUUCCAUGCCUGCAGGUGCAGGGGAGACAUGGUGGGAGAGCCAUGGGCUGGGCAGGGGCUGCAGGGCUACAUCUGUGUCUUCACAGUGACCUCCGCCGCCUGGGCCCAAGCACGGGAUUCUGAACGCGUCUGGCGCAUCAUGUUCUCGGAGCAGGCUGCCCAGAGGGCCCACACUCUCCUCUCCCCACCGUCCGCCAGCAAUGCCACCUUUGCCCGUGUGCCUGUGUCCUCGUACACCAACUCCUCCCAGCCCUUCAGGCUCGGGGAGCGCAGCUUUAGCCGGCAGUACGCCCACAUUUAUGCCACCCGCCUCCUCCAAAUGAGGCCCUUCCUGGUGAGCCGCGCCAGACAGCGUUGGGGUGAUGGAGUCCAGGUAAAGAAGCUGUGUGAGCUGCAGCCGGGGGAGAAGUGCUGUGUGGUGGGGACCCUCUUCAAGGCCAUGCCGCUCCAGCCUUCCAUCCUCCGCGAGAUCAGCGAAGAGCACAACCUGCUCCCUCAGCCUCCUCGGAGCAAGUACAUCCACCCCGACGACGAGCUGGUCUUGGAAGACGAGUUGCAGCGCAUCAGACUGGAAGGCGAUGUCGACGCGUCAAGGCUUGUCACAGGGACAGUGCUGGCUGUGCUCGGCUCUGCGAGAGACAGUGGCAAGUUCGUGGUAGAGGACCACUGCUUUGCAGAGCUCGCCCCUCAGAAGCCCGCACCCCCCCUUGACACAGACAGGUUUGUGCUGCUGGUGUCUGGUCUGGGCCUGGGUGGAGGUGGGGGCGAGAGCCUGCUGGGCACCCAGCUGCUGGUGGACGUGGUGACAGGGCAGCUGGGGGACGAGGGGGAGCAAUGCAGCGCCGCCCACGUGUCCCGGGUCAUCCUCGCCGGGAACCUGCUGAGCCACAACACCCAGAGCAGAGAUUCCAUCAACAAGGCCAAAUACUUAACCAAGAAGACUCAGGCAGCCAGUGUGGAGGCGGUCAGAAUGCUGGACGAGAUCCUGCUGCAGCUGAGCGCGUCGGUGCCCGUGGACGUGAUGCCCGGUGAAUUCGACCCGACCAACUACACGCUGCCCCAGCAACCCCUGCACCCCUGUAUGUUCCCACUGGCCACCGCCUACGCCACGCUCCAGCUGGUCACUAACCCCUACCAGGCCACCAUAGAGGGAGUCAGAUUCCUGGGGACAUCAGGACAAAACGUGAGUGACAUUUUCCGGUACAGCAGCAUGGAGAAUCACCUAGAGAUCCUGGAGUGGACCCUGCGUGUCCGUCACAUCAGCCCCACAGCCCCAGACACACUAGGUUGCUACCCCUUCUACAAGACCGACCCAUUCAUCUUCCCGGAGUGCCCUCACGUCUACUUCUGCGGGAACACUCCUGAGUUUGGCUCUAAAAUCUUCCGAGGACCAGAGGACCAGAGGGUGCUGUUGGUGGCCGUCCCCGACUUCAGCGCCACGCAGACUGCCUGCCUUGUCAAUCUGCGUAGCCUGGCCUGCCAGCCCAUCAGCUUCUCGGGCUUUGGGGCAGAGGACGAGGACCUGGGGGGCUUGGGCCUGGGCCCCUGACUCAGAGACCCCGACUAUCUGUUCCAUGUGACACUGACCCAGGAGCGGCAUUUGUUUCUUAAGAAAAGCCUGAUUGGGACGCCUGGGGCGCUCAGCCCAUGGAGCAUC